This is a messenger RNA of Dama dama (fallow deer), 1576 nucleotides long. RefSeq names its product interferon regulatory factor 3 (gene IRF3). Gene Ontology annotation, cellular component: nucleus. Lineage: Eukaryota; Metazoa; Chordata; Mammalia; Artiodactyla; Cervidae. Bases 252 to 1529 code for a protein of 425 amino acids. The record is from RefSeq and is a predicted model, not a curated record. The transcript is spliced from 8 exons. Gene Ontology annotation, biological process: immune system process; regulation of transcription by RNA polymerase II. Gene Ontology annotation, molecular function: DNA-binding transcription factor activity, RNA polymerase II-specific; protein binding; RNA polymerase II cis-regulatory region sequence-specific DNA binding.
AAGGGCAUGGGGUGGGAGGUGAGCGGACGUCACGGCUCGCUGAGCCGCCUCUUUGGUUCUGGAGUCUGUCACCCAAACGACGAUCGAGCCCUUUUCAUUUCGAGAAAUCGAGAGAAAAAGAAGCCCCACCUCUAAAGCUCAACUGACGGGAAGUGGGGGUGUGCAGCUGAGAGUUCGAGAGCUACGGGACCCCAAAGACAGGGCUGGGCCCUGGCACCCUGCACGCCCCGACCCGACACCUAGGCCAGACCAUGGGAACCCAAAAGCCUCGGAUACUGCCCUGGCUGAUAUCUCAGCUGGACCGAGGGGAGUGGGAGGGCGUGACCUGGCUGGACGAGAGCCGCACGCGUUUCCGCAUCCCUUGGAAGCACGGCUUGCGGCAGGAUGCCCAGCAGGAGGAUUUCGGCAUCUUCCAGGCCUGGGCUGAAGCCAGUGGUGCCUAUACUCCUGGGAAGGAUAAGCCCGACCUGCCCACCUGGAAGAGGAAUUUCCGGUCUGCCCUGAACCGGAAGGAAGUGUUGCGUUUAGCGGAGGACCACAGCAAGGACUCCCACGACCCGCACAAGAUCUAUGAGUUUGUGAGCUCAGGAGUCAGAGACAUACCUGAGCCAGAUAUCUCUCAAGACAACAAUGGCAGACACAGUACCUCUGAUACUCAGGAAGACAUUGUGGAGAAGUUACUGAGUGACAUAGACUUGAGCCUAGAAGGAGGGCCCUCGAAUCUGACUGUGUCCUCUGAGAAACCCCCUCAGCUCUUGCUGAGCCCCGACUCAGACAUCCCUGCUCUUUGCCCAAACUCAGGACUCUCUGAAAACCCCCUGAAGCAGCUGUUGGCGAAUGAGGAAGAUUGGGAAUUCGAGGUGACUGCCUUCUACCGGGGCUGCCAAGUCUUCCAGCAGACCAUCUUCUGCCCUGGGGGCCUGCGGCUGGUGGGGUCAGAAGCAGGGGACAGGAUGCUGCCUGGGCAGCCAAUAAAACUGCCGGACCCCGCAGCGUCCCUGACAGACCAGAGCGUGACCGGCUACGUGCAGCGGGUGCUGAGCUGCCUGGGCGGGGGGCUGGCCCUGUGGAGGGCUGGGCAGUGGCUCUGCGCCCAGAGGCUGGGGCAUUGUCAUGUGUACUGGGCCGUAGGCGAGGAACUCCUCCCCAGCUGUGGCCACAAGCCUGACGGCGAGGUCCCGAAGGACAGGGAAGGAGGUGUGUUCAACCUGGGGCCCUUCAUAGCAGAUCUGAUCGCCUUCAUCGAAGGAAGCAGACGCUCACCACUCUAUACCCUCUGGUUCUGUGUGGGGCAGGCAUGGCCCCAGGACCAGCCGUGGAUCAAGAGGCUUCUGAUGGUCAAGGUUGUCCCCAUGUGCCUCAGGGUUCUUGUAGACAUAGCGCGGCAAGGGGGUGCCUCCUCCCUGGAGAACACUGUCGACCUGCACAUUUCCAACAGCCACCCACUCUCCCUCACCUCAGACCAGUACAUGGCCUGCCUCCAGGACCUGGUCGAGGACAUGGAUUUCCAGGUUGCUGGGGAGGCCUGAGCCCGAGCCCUUCAUCUCGACCAAUAAACUGGUUCUGGCCGUGGUCA